Molecule: messenger RNA, 1136 nt
Organism: Aspergillus neoniger CBS 115656
Lineage: Eukaryota; Fungi; Ascomycota; Eurotiomycetes; Eurotiales; Aspergillaceae
Product: carbon-nitrogen hydrolase family protein
Exons: 1
Coding region: 42-1136 (364 amino acids)
Molecular function (GO): catalytic activity
Source: RefSeq, a predicted model, not a curated record
CCGUGCUCUAAGUCGUCACAGAGAGUAAACUCUUCUUCAUCAUGGCCAUCACUAGAGUAGCAGCCUGCCACAUCGCGCCUAACUUCCUGUCCGCGUCUAAAACCACGAGCAAAGCCGUCUCCCUCAUCCAUCAAGCGGCGCGCAAUGCCGCCCACGUAGUUGUCUUCCCCGAAUCCUACAUUGCGGCCUUUCCCCUCUGGAGUGCGCUGCGUCCACCCACGGAUAAUCACGAUCUGUUCUCCCGUAUGGUGGCGAACUCGAUUGCCAUCGAUGGCGAAGAGGUUGCUGCGCUGCGGACAGCCGCUCGGGAGACCAAUACUGUUGUGAGCAUCGGCAUUUCGGAGCGUAGCCUGACCAGUACUGCCUGUCUCUACAACUCGAACCUCAUCAUCGACAGCACUGGCUCAAUCGCCGUGCAUCACCGCAAGCUGAUGCCAACCUUCUUUGAGAAGUUGACCUGGAGUCCCGGUGACGGGCACGGGCUGCGAGUCGCUAAUACCGCGUAUGGCAAUAUCGGCGCGCUCAUCUGCGGAGAGAACACGAACCCGCUGGCACGAUACACUCUUAUGACACAACGGGAACAGAUUCAUAUCUCCUCAUGGCCAUGUAUCUGGCCUACUCGAAUGUUGGAUGCCCCUUCCGAGGUGGUGGGUAGUACCGGGGACGCUUCUGCUACUAGUACCGCUGGGUCGAACUACAACAAUGUCCUGGCCAACCGUCUGCGCGCUGCUGCCCAUUGCUUCGAGGCCAAGUGCUUUGGUGUGAUGUGUAGUGGAUUCCUUGACAAACCCGCCAUUGAUACCAUUGUCGCUGGAGCCAGUGACGCCGCGCGGAUUCGCCGGACCUUGGAGCUCUCACCGCGUGGCGUCACCAUGUUCCUCGAUCCCACGGGAACGCCGGUUCAGGGAUUUACGGUGAUGGAGUCGACGCGGGAGCAACAGGCACGGGAGUUUGUGCAGAUGGAAGAAGCAGUAUUGUACGCGGAUUUGGAUUUGAAGCUUUGCGUUGAGGGGAAGCAAUAUCACGAUGUUGUGGGUGGUUAUCAACGGUUGGAUGUUUUUGAUUUGCGAGUGGACCGAAGUCGCAGGGAACCGGCGAGAUUUACGGAUACUGAGCAUACUAUUCGAGACGACUAA